This is a messenger RNA of Phalaenopsis equestris, 270 nucleotides long. Its product is annotated as ER membrane protein complex subunit 8/9 homolog. The record is from RefSeq and is a predicted model, not a curated record. The annotation marks the transcript as partial. The transcript is spliced from 3 exons. Gene Ontology annotation, cellular component: EMC complex. NCBI's taxonomy places the organism in Eukaryota, Viridiplantae, Streptophyta, Magnoliopsida, Asparagales, Orchidaceae.
UCUGUCCCUCUAUUCCACUCACAGAUCGGCAUCCUUCCUUACCUUGAGCUUGCCCUGAUCCAGGUCGAGGAGCACUUUGCGUCUGAUGGAUUGGGUGUUGUUGGGUACUACCACGCCAACGAGAGGAAGGAUGAUGCCGAGCUUAGUGGUGCCGCCAAGAAGAUUGGCGACCACAUCUUUCGAUACUUCCCGCAGGCGGCCUUGCUUUUGUUAGACAGUAAAAAGCUGGAAGGAUUGCCUAAAGGGAAGGGACGCGAUCCUGUGUUGCAG